CUUGCUGGUCAACAUCAGCCUCAGCGACCUGCUGGUGUCCCUCUUCGGGGUCACCUUUACCUUCGUGUCCUGCCUGAGGAACGGCUGGGUCUGGGACACCGUGGGCUGCGUGUGGGACGGGUUUAGCAGCAGCCUCUUCGUUGUCAGCAGACGCUUUGUCUUCCAGAAUGGCGGACAGUCUCCCCACAGAAUUCGAUGUGAUCAUAAUAGGGACAGGUCUGCCUGAAUCCAUCCUUGCAGCUGCGUGUUCAAGAAGUGGUCAGAGGGUUCUGCAUCUCGAUUCAAGAAGCUACUAUGGAGGAAACUGGGCAAGUUUCAACUUUUCAGGAUUGCUCUCCUGGUUGAAGGAGUACCAGCAAAAGAGUGAUGUUGCAGAAGAAAGUACUGCCUCGUGGCAAGGCCUGAUUCAUGAAACAGAAGAAGCCAUCACUCUGCGCAAGACGGAUGAAACCAUUCAACACACAGAAGUUUUUUGUUACGCCAAUCAGGAUAUGGAUGACAAAAUUGAAGAGACUGAUGCUCUGCAGAAAAAUCCUUCCUCACUGACAUCUAGUACUCUCACUAAACCUCUGGAUUCUGCAUGCUUGUCUGAAGAAACACACUCAUAUGUCACUAGCUACGAAAUGCCCGCCAAAGACAUUCCAAAAAAUGAUGGAGAGAUUUCACUAGAAGUAAGUGGUGUAGAGGGCACCUUGGCAGAAGAAAAAUAUUGUGGAGAUGAAACUUGUAGACACACAGUUUCAGGUGGAGAUACAGACGAAAACAAACCUAUAGAGGAAGACAACACUGAUCAACUAAAGAGAAAUAGGAUUACUUACUCUCAAAUAGUUAAAGAAAGCAGGAGGUUUAAUAUUGAUUUGGUAUCAAAGCUCCUGUAUUCUCAAGGGUUGCUGAUUGAUCUUUUAAUCAAAUCAAAUGUUAGUCGUUAUGCAGAAUUUAAAAAUGUCACUAGGAUUCUUGCAUUUCGAGAAGGAAAAGUAGAGCAGGUGCCUUGUUCCAGAGCAGAUGUCUUCAAUAGCAAAGAACUCACUAUGGUUGAAAAGAGGAUACUAAUGAAAUUUCUUACAUUUUGUUUAGACUAUGAACAACAUCCUGACCAAUACCAAGCUUUCAUGCAAUGCUCAUUUUCAGAGUACUUAAAAACUAAAAAAUUAACCCCCAACCUCCAGCAUUUUGUACUGCACUCCAUUGCAAUGACAGAAUCAUCUUGCACUACAAUAGAUGGCCUUAAAGCAACAAAAAACUUCCUUCAGUGUCUUGGACGGUUUGGCAACACUCCCUUUUUAUUUCCCUUAUAUGGCCAAGGAGAAAUUCCCCAGUGUUUCUGCAGGAUGUGUGCAGUUUUUGGUGGAAUCUAUUGUCUUCGCCAUAAAGUUCAAUGCCUUGUAGUUGACAAAGAAUCUGGAAGAUGUAAAGCAAUUAUAGAUCACUUAGGUCAAAGAAUAAAUGCUAAAUAUUUUAUAGUGGAGGAUAGUUACCUUUCUGAGAAAACAUGCUCAAAUAUACAGUAUAAGCAGAUCUCCAGGGCAGUGCUCAUUACAGAUCAAUCUAUACUGAAGACAGAUUCAGAUCAGCAAAUUUCCAUUUUGAUAGUGCCUCCAGCGGACUCAGGAACGUGUGCCGUUCGUGUCACUGAAUUAUGUUCUUCAACCAUGACGUGCAUGAAAGACACUUAUCUGGUACAUCUGACCUGUUCCUCCUCUAAAACAGCAAGAGAAGACUUAGAGUCAGUAGUAAAGAAACUAUUCACUCCGUAUACUGAAGCAGCAAUAAAUGAGGAGGAACUUACAAAGCCAAGACUCUUGUGGGCUCUUUAUUUUAAUAUGAGAGAUUCCUCCGGAGUCAGCAGAAGCUCAUAUAAUGGCUUACCGUCCAAUGUUUAUGUCUGCUCUGGGCCCGACUGUGGACUGGGAAAUGAGCAUGCGGUCAAGCAAGCUGAAACACUGUUCCGGGAGAUCUUUCCAAGUGAAGAAUUCUGUCCCCCACCUCCAAAUCCAGAAGACAUUAUCUUUGAUGGUGAUGAUAAACAACCAGAGGUCUCUGGAACCAAUAACAUAAUCAUGGCCAAACUAGACUCCUCUGAGGGAAGCAAAAACCUAGAAAGCCCGGGGAAACAUCUUGAAAACUAGGAAGAAGCAAACUGGAAGUGCUAUUUUGGGCCUUCGUCCUGGCAUCAGAGUAUUUUCAUUUAGAGGACAGUUUCCUAUAUGAGUAAUUAGAACUGGUUAUAUGAUGGAUGCUGCGUAGAUGUUGUCUUUAGUUCUGUUUGAGACAUCAGUCAUUGGAUGUCUUUGUUAACCUAUCAGUAACUGAUUGACUGUGGACAAGGUUAACUUUAUUUUAGUAUUGGGUGUAUAAGUGAGGGUUCCAUAGUAGCAACUGUGCUUAACGGCAGGUAAUAUAUUGUAUUUGUCUAUAACAACAAUAAUACCUAAGGAAUAUUUUAAUUAGUUUUGCAGUUAUUACAGUUGCUACCACCUCUGAAUAGUUACACAGUAAAUUAUGUGGGUGUUUUGUAUAUGAUAUCAAUGUACAGACAUGAUGGUAGCAAUAGCAACUUACGCAAGUGCCAACUGUUAGAAGAUUAGCUUUGCAUGUUCCUUUAUUUGUCAAGGUCUGGUGUUUACAAUACACUUUGCAGUUCAGUUCCACUUUGCAGUUCAGUUCCCCCGUUUGACUCUUGUUAACCUAUGAGUCAGGGACACCACCACAAUCAAAAGAUUACAGAAAGUGCUGGAGAAUUCAUUUAGUCAUUGAAGAGUUCAUUCUUGGGAAGUUUGUCCCAAAGGAAAUCUAGGGCAUAAGGUUAGUUCUGAUUUAAUACUUCAGAAAAUUGCUGCAGAGCCCUGUGCUGGCACCUAAAAGAAAAGAACUUCCAACAACUCUAACUCAGGCCAAAAGGAAAAAGUAUCUUGCCCCCAGGAAAAGGUACCUCAGAUUGGCUGUUAUGAAAUUCCUAAGAAGAAGUGGAGUGAGGCAUUUCUAACCUGGGAUUACAGAUGGUUUCUCAAAACCAUCCAUAGAUUUCUAAACAACAGAAACAUUUUUUUCCUAGAACCAUCAGAAGCCAAAACUGUUGUACUACAGUUGUGAAUAUCUGUGGAGUUGCGAGAAGAGGUAAACUCCAUCCACUUCAGUCUCCUGUUUCUGUUCCUUAGAAUGAUAAUCCUAUAGGAAGAGAGCCCAUUAAGCCAAUUUUUGGUUCCGGAAUGGAGCAUUUCUAUGUGUUAGGCGCUUAUUGUGCUUUCUAAUUACAGUUUCUCAACAACCCUGUGAGGCUGAUAGUGAAUAGAUUUUUAAAGAAGAAAGAUAAUUAUUAAUUUGCUCAGGGUCUGGUAUGUGUAGAAGAGCCUAGGCUUUCUUCUAACAUUAACUGUUAUAAGAGUGCCUGUACUGCGGGAGGGGAAACAUGCUCCUGGAAGUCAGUGCAGCAUUGCUCCAGACUCGGGUCUCUCAGCUGAUUCUCAUCAGGGAAAUGGGAAGAUUAGGAUUAAUUAAAAAUAUAGUUUAGAGCAGUGGAGCUCCUGGCAGCAGAAUUUGGCUAAGUUUUGAAAAGUAAUGCUUUUUAGAGUAUCUUUUGAUCUGAACAACAUGUUUAUAAGAAAUGCAGAUGUUACUAGGCUAAAAGGUGAGGAAAAGGAGAAAAAGAUUUAAGAAAUUUACAGCUUACUGGAAACAAAUUGUGAAUUGGUCUUAAUAUUUAUGCAUAUUUUGAAUGUGAUAAAGUGGUUUUAUGGGGUAUAUUUUUAGGUUUAAACCCAUCAAGAUAAUUUCACCAUCUAUAGAACUAUACUUUGCUGAAUUAUUGUGAGGAUUAAGUUAGGUAAUGUGUAUGAAAUCCUAUCCAAAGGAAUGCCCCUAGAUGACAUUAAUAUAUAGAUUUAUUACACUUCCACUCACCAUUCCAACUGAUACUUUGAAUAAUUUGACAGAAUUGUGUAAAGUAGGAAAAUAGGCAAGGAAAGAUAGAUUUGUCUUUUUAACUUAGGGGGAAAAAAUGAGAGUCUUGCCCUUAAACUCCCUACUCAGCAUCAUAGUAUAUUUAGAAAGUUUAGGAUUUAAAGACAAACCAAUUAAAAAACAAGUAAUUAUGAAAUAACUACUGGUGGAAAGACUAGCCUGGAUGUCGGUAUGAAAAAAGAAUCGGGCCCACUUUACAUAUGAUAAGGCCAUUCGUUCCAGAUGAAUUAAAAUGUUGAUUAUAAAGGUAAAAAUAAAAAGACUACAAUUCUCAUCCCAGCAGUACAAAAAAAAACUUUAUGGCAGUGAAAAACAUUAUUGGGAAAGUAGGUGAGAUCAACUAAAGAAAAAUGAAAAAUGGACACCAAACAGGAAGAAAAUGAAAAGAUUGGGUUAAAAAAAAAAGCGGCUAGCAUUACACAUGAAUAAAGUGCUUAAUGUUUUUUAAAAAGUAGAUGCAAAUCCGUAAGGCUUUCUACUCUUUACUAAGCAUAUUAAUGAAAAGAUACAAAUGAGAAGCUACAAAUAAAAGUGAAUUCUUGGAAUGAUAAUUCAGAUUUAAAUAGUAUUAAAAAUGCAAAUUGAAACAACUUUGACCUAGUUUAUGCUAUUACAGCAAAACAUUUUAAAAUUCACGUGUCUUCAUGUCAGUAGCAUUAUUAUAUUAGUAAUUUUUAAAAGAAUUAUUUAGAUGAUUACAACAAGAGCUCUGUAACCAAUCCUUUUUUGCUAGAUCAACUCACUUCGAAUAGCAUAUGCCUACAGAAGUAUUUAAAAGAAAAAUAAGCUACUUAUACAAAGAUAUUUCUAGCAAUUUCAUUCAUAUGGGUUUAAAAAAAAAGCCCCAAAUUGGGAAAUGGAUGAGCAGAUUUUGAUGUAUUGGUAUUGCUGUUGUAGACUGUUAUAUAGUCAUUAAAUGAUAUUGCUAUAUGUAAAAUUGUAUGAACAAAUGUUAAGUGAGAUUCAAAAGUGUUAAAUUAUUUUAUGUACUGAUUAUAUUUAUGUAAAAAUUUACGUAUCUACAUUGAGAAGAAUCAGAAGAAAACAUGUAAUUAAUUGGAGUUUAACAAUAAGGGGUUCUUUAUUUUUUUUCUGUAAAAUAUUGUGUGCAAUACAAAUAAAAAAUAAUUGGUAACGUGGUUUA
Felis catus (domestic cat) is the source of this 5104-nucleotide messenger RNA. It is a transcript of the gene CHML, whose product is annotated as CHM like Rab escort protein. The transcript is spliced from 2 exons. Gene Ontology annotation, molecular function: GDP-dissociation inhibitor activity. NCBI's taxonomy places the organism in Eukaryota, Metazoa, Chordata, Mammalia, Carnivora, Felidae. The coding region runs from base 168 to 2129 and encodes 653 amino acids. Gene Ontology annotation, cellular component: Rab-protein geranylgeranyltransferase complex; nucleus; cytoplasm. The record is from RefSeq and is a predicted model, not a curated record. Gene Ontology annotation, biological process: intracellular protein transport; protein geranylgeranylation; vesicle-mediated transport.